GUAAAUAGUUAUUACAAUAAUGAAGGUAAUUAAUAGGCAAUAAAAUUUUCUAGAUGUAAAUUAAAAUUUGAAAAUGAUUGAGUACAUUUUAAAAUGAUUUUUUUCUUCAUUGUACUGUUACAACUACAAUUCUUAUCUUCAAAUGCAUCAAAUGGAGAUAGGUCUCCUUUUUUCCAAAGAUGCGUAGAAAAAUGUAAAAUGGAAGAUUGUUCUUCAGAUGGACAAUCGUUUAAAGUUAAUAACAAACAAACAUUCAUUAAUAAAUUGUUUAUGUGGUCAUGCAGCGAUGAAUGCACUUAUCAGUGCAUGUGGAAAACUGUAACAGAAUUUGAAAACAGAAAAUGGCCAAUACCUCAAUUUUAUGGAAAGUGGCCAUUUAUCAGAAUUUUAGGAUUACAAGAACCAGCAUCAACAUUGUUUUCCCUUCUUAAUCUAGUUGCUGUAAUUUUAUGUUACAUUAAAUUCAAGAAAGUAUUAAAGAAGGACUGUCCAAUGUACAAGGAAUGGACAUUUUUCUCAUAUGUGAGCAUUAACACUUGGAUAUGGUCUACUAUUUUUCAUGCCAGAGAUUUUCCAUUUACAGAAAAAAUGGAUUAUAUCUGUUCCUUCUCAGUAGUUUACUGUCUCUGUUUUUGCUUGACUUGCAGAUUAUUUAAUGACCUUCCUCCAAUAUUACUCUAUCUAAUUGGCUUUGGGUAUUUGCUCUUUUUUUUGAAUUACACAGCCUAUAUCCUUAUCAGUUCAAUCGAUUAUGGUUUUCAUGUAAGGCUGAACUUUUUAAUAG
This is a messenger RNA of Agrilus planipennis (emerald ash borer), 784 nucleotides long. RefSeq names its product post-GPI attachment to proteins factor 3. The transcript is spliced from 5 exons. Gene Ontology annotation, cellular component: endoplasmic reticulum membrane. Gene Ontology annotation, molecular function: hydrolase activity, acting on ester bonds. The record is from RefSeq and is a predicted model, not a curated record. The annotation marks the transcript as partial. Lineage: Eukaryota; Metazoa; Arthropoda; Insecta; Coleoptera; Buprestidae. Gene Ontology annotation, biological process: GPI anchor biosynthetic process.